CACUACUGUCAUUUAGCCUGCAAAGCCCACAAACAAAAGCCUACACAAGUCUUCCUUUUCUCUCUCUCUCUCUCUUCUUGCUCUUCCUCUCUUUAGAUGGAAUGAUGUAUCAAUGCUUGUAAAGGUUUGAAAUUUGAUAACUUUUUGAAGAAGCAAUUUGAAAAAGAAAAGAAGAAAAAGAGAGGAUAUGGAGGUGGAGAAGAGGAUAGUAGUGAAUGGAGGCAUGAGAUUGCCAAUAGGAUACAGAUUUCACCCAACGGAGCAAGAGCUUAUCCUUCAUUACUUGCUCCCAAAGGCCUUUGCUUCUCCUUUGCCUUCCUCCAUCAUCCCUGUCUUUGACCUCUUCUUCUCUCAUCCUCUUACUUUCCCAGGGGACCAAAAAGAAAAGCAGAGGUACUUCUUUUGCAAGAAGAGAGAAGUGUCAAGUAAUGAGCAUAGAAUCAAGAUUUCAUCUGGUGAUGGUUAUUGGAAACCUAUUGGGAAAGAGAGACCAAUCAUUGCCUGUGGUAAAACAUUUGGGAUUAGAAGAACACUUGCUUUCUAUGAAACAAACAAGUCUUCUUCUAAUUGCAACAAAACCAAAUGGAGCAUGACAGAGUAUUGCCUUGCGGGAUUUGCAUCGGCUAAGGUGUUUGGAGAAUGGGCAGUGUACAAUGUUUAUGAGAGAAAAGGAUCAAAAGGAAGAAAGCAGAGCAAAUCAAGAGAGGGAGAUGCUGAAGAAUUGACUUGCGUCCACCAUUUUAUGGUUGGGUCCGAUCAUGAAACCGGUCCGCCACCGCCUUCUCCUCCUAGCUCAGCUGAUGAGUAAUUUAUAUCUCAUAGGAAACGUUGGGAUUGUGACAAGCUCCUAAACCCUAACCUACUAGUCCACUUACGUUUCUGCCAAGCUAUGUCAAAAAAUUUCCACGUCUUGAUUUAUUUGUUAGAGAAAUAAGUAACAUGGGGAUAAGGGAGCUCAUUUUGAUCUGAAUCUGUUGUAUUGUAUGAGUUGAGAUUUCACUUUCGUUGAGCAAAACCAAAUAUAUGUCAAACUUGUUG
Molecule: messenger RNA, 1038 nt
Organism: Arabidopsis arenosa
Lineage: Eukaryota; Viridiplantae; Streptophyta; Magnoliopsida; Brassicales; Brassicaceae
Source: the annotation of a GenBank genome assembly